Messenger RNA from Microsporum canis CBS 113480, 177 nucleotides. RefSeq lists its product as uncharacterized. The record is from RefSeq and is a predicted model, not a curated record. Lineage: Eukaryota; Fungi; Ascomycota; Eurotiomycetes; Onygenales; Arthrodermataceae. The transcript has 2 exons. The coding region runs from base 1 to 177 and encodes 58 amino acids.
AUGCUGGUCAAGGAAUCUACCUACGACGUGAAAACAACUAUUGGCGGGGAGGGGCAGAUGAGAAUAUAUGUCUUCCAUCCGACUAUCCCAGGCUAUCCGGAUGCAAAGUUUCCUGGAGUAGUGGUGUUCAGUGAGAUUUAUCAAGGUAUAGUACCACUUGAUGCCAUGAGAGGAUAG